GCCCCCCGUUUCUCCCCCGGACCAAACGCGCGACACUGACACGGAGCUUCACACUGACCGCUGCCUCUCAAACUGAAGACUGUACAAAAGAGAAAAGUUUUAUGGUGGACUGCAGGAUCUUACUAUAUGUGGAGAUAAAUCUCAUUCAGCGCUAUUUUAGGGCAUGGUAAACUUGUAUUCAUCAACCCACGAGGACCCUUGUUGAUUUUACAAGAACCCCUUCAAACUGGGAUGCCUGAGUGGAAUAAGCCAGCAGAGGGGGAUUCGGGGUGAAGGAAGAGAAGAGGGAUUAGGGCCUUAUCCCGGACAUGACAAAUCCUUAAGGAGCCUCCGUCAAGCUGUACUAUUGCCCAGAUUAUUACAUUUAAUUUAUUGCCUUUUAAAGACCCUUUAUCUCCCCUGGGAGAUUCCUGGCGAGUGGGCCGCUGGAUUUGAGUAUCUUAAAAAAAAAAAAGGAUCAGGAGCAGAGGCCGGUGGAAGUGGAGGAGCAUGGGAAGAUACAUGCAGGGAUAAAGCAACAAGCCUCCCUGCCGCCUUACACUUCAGCAGGGUGCAGGUCAAGGGUCACUGAAUGAACUUGGAUUAGGAAAGCAUGCGAUCACAUUGAUUACACAAAUUUGAUUAAGAAGCACAAACACAGAACAACUGUGAAGCCCAGAAUCUUUGACCACAUAUGCAGCAGAGGUUUUCAGGAAUUGGAGUCAUGCAUAUUUUCAGCUCACAUUUAUCUUCACAGAAUCUUCCUGGAUACGAACAAAGACCGAUGGCCAAAAUGGGACAUAGCUGAAUGCGUCUGCCUUUUGAGAAACUGUGCAAAAGAAACUUUCCACUAAACUGCGGUUGUUAUUCUGCCGAGAUAUUUUAAAGCUUGAAGGGUUAUAGGUGUAUAGUUUGCUUUCUUAUGGUGUUCUCACCAUUUUUUUGAAAACAAUUUUUGUGGAUAUUUUCUUUCUGACUCAAUUUACAGUUUAUACCCAGAGAAACCAUGAACUUGGGCAAGCUCGCUGGCCUGAAGGGCCUGGUUUCCCACUCCUCAGGAAAGCGUCGAUUUAAGGGUGACAUCACCCCGGACAUGAUCAGCCCCCCAUUGGGUGACUUCCGCCACACCAUGCAUGUGGGCCGUGGAGGGGACGUGUUUGGGGACACCUCGUUCCUCAGCAACCAUGGUGGAGCAGGAAAUAACGCAGAUGGAGACUCCUCCUCCACUUCAGAGAAGAAUGAGGGAUUCUUCUCCCGCACGCUUCGUCAUGUCCGCAAGACCCCCGACAGGCCCCGCGGCGGCUCCAAGGACCUUUCGCCACCACCUCCACCCAUUUCUCCAAUCAUUAAGAAUGCCAUUUCCCUCCCCCGGCUGGACGUGGACUCACCCAACGGCUGUCCUGUGAAAGUGCUUUUCCCUAGUCCACCCAAAACACCGGAGAGCUCCACGUACUUGUAUGGUUUGGAGUCUGGCUUUGUAACCUUGCCGAGACUGUCCCGCACUGAGCGUCCAGCCCAGGGCAGUUCUCCCUCUGCCUGCCCGCCUGAAAUCCACAGAGGCUCGCUCACGGACAUGGUUAUCCCGUCCAUCCCAUGUUCAGACUCCAUCAGUCCUUCUGACUCCAUGAACUCAUUCACUCUUGAUCUGGGCCCAUCCCUCAUGUCUGAAGUCUUUGCCAUAAUUGACAGCCCUGUGUGUGAAAAGGCCGAUCCCAUCAGUAAAAAAACACAGUCCACCGAUGAUAACUCUGAGGUGGACUCGGACGCAACCACGUCCUUGGUGGACUCUCUCCUGAGAGAAGACGAUGACGGUAGGACACGGUUGUAUGGAGGAGAGUGGAAGCAUUCAGACUUUGUAAAUGGUGAGUCACCCAAAAAAUCCAUGCUGGGGGAUCAGAUGCGUUCCUUCUCCAUUGAGGAUCAUGGUAUGGAGCCGGAGAGUUUCCAGAGGGCUGCUGAUGUGCUGGCACGUCAUUAUGGGAGUGGAGGACUCAGGAAUACAAACACCAACAACUCUCAUAGGAGAGGACCAUACAGCUAUCCUGAUGAAGAAGAAGAAAUCAAAGUCUAACACUAUAGUCCAAAUCGUACAGCACCUUUAAAUAGAGAGUUCAGCCAAAAAUGAAUGUUCUUUCAUAAUUUCUUCAGCCUCAUGUUGUUCCAAACCUGAUUCUUUCCUUGGCGAUAUAAUGAAAGGAGUUGCACAGAAUGCCACUUUUUUCUUUAUAAUGUAACUGAAUGAGGGUUGGGCCUAUCAAGCUUCAUAAUCAUAAAAAAAUAAAACACCAUGAAAGUAUUAUAAAUGUAGUCCAUAGUUUUCUGAAACCAUUUUAGUGUACAGUGAGGAACAGACCAAAAUUCCCAAAAGUUAUUAUUGACUUAUGAUAUUCUGUUCUUGUCACUGACAGUCACUCGAGCACCAAAUCAGUUCUGGUUCAAAUUUUUAAACGAAUCAUCCGGACUGUUUUUUGUUUUUGUACUGGAUAAACAUGGAAUAGAUAAAGAUAACACUGAAAAGAUAAAGACAAUUUUUUUCAGGAACAUGACAUUGCUAUUUCUCCCACGAACAUGCCACAGAAAACUAGGACAGAUGUCAAUGAAUAACAAAAAUAAUGAAUAAUUUAAAGGGAUAUUCCACCCAAAAAUGAAACUUCUGUCAACAUUCAUUCACCCUCAUGUCAAUCCAAAAACUGACUUUCUUUCUUCUGUAGAACAAAAGAAGAUAUUUUGAAGAACGUUUCAUUUGUAUUUCAGUGCUCUUCAGAAUACCUUAGUUCUGCAGAAGACAGAAAUGCUUGGAAGGGUUAGAAUGACAUGAGUGUGAGUAAAUGAUAUCAAGAUUUUACCGUCUCAUCCCUAAAACAUUAGUUUUGAUCCAGGGAAAUAAAACCUGCCACAGUUGCUCUGUAAUGCACAAUAAACACAGCUAGCUAUAUAAUGGUAAUAUAGCAAUAAAAUAUACAAUAUUUUAGUUUACAAUAUUUAGAUUUCAAGUAAACCUCUGUCAUAUGUAAUGUACAGUGAUACCAUGUGAAAUACAGACAUUUACCUGCUAGCUAUCUUGUAUUUACUAGCUCAUAUUCCCAUUGUGAACAUUGUGUUGCAGUUUAAUUAUUUUUUUGAGAAACCAGCGAACAAGACAAAGACCUUCUGGUCACUGUGUUUUCACAUUAGUACAAACAACUCAUAAAAAAACAACAAACUUACUGGCAUUUUUCUUUCCUUUAUUACAUGAUAAAUAUCUUAAGAUCAACACAGUAUACAGUAAUAUUAUAUGAUGUCCACCAGCUUUUAUCAAUGUAUUAUGAAAUUAUGAAUUUUGUUUGAAUUUAAGUUUUGUUUGUUAUGACAAAGGAGUUGACCUCUCCGUUCCCUUAAUCACAAUAUAAUAUGUACAUACUGUACGUAUGUGCGGCUUUGCACAAGAAUUUUUCAAAAUAGCAAUGUAUGUUACCUAUAAAUGACAACAAUAAAGAUUUCAUUAAAAGAAGCUAUGAACAA
Cyprinus carpio (common carp) is the source of this 3480-nucleotide messenger RNA. It is a transcript of the gene cdc42ep1a, whose product is annotated as CDC42 effector protein 1a. The record is from RefSeq and is a predicted model, not a curated record. NCBI's taxonomy places the organism in Eukaryota, Metazoa, Chordata, Actinopteri, Cypriniformes, Cyprinidae.